Molecule: messenger RNA, 576 nt
Organism: Carya illinoinensis
Lineage: Eukaryota; Viridiplantae; Streptophyta; Magnoliopsida; Fagales; Juglandaceae
Exons: 1
Coding region: 1-576 (191 amino acids)
Source: RefSeq, a predicted model, not a curated record
AUGAGGGGUGAAAUGAGGUGGAAGAGAAGGAAAGUCUUCAGAUAUGAGGCAUGCUGGGACAAAGAGGAGGGUUGUGUCGAAGUGUUGAAGGAAGCUUGGCACAAGAGGCAAAGGGAUAUAAAUGAUCGAAAGAUUCUGGUAAAGUUGGAAGAUUGCAAGGCAGCUCUUCUAAGUUGGAGUAAACUUAUUAAUUCAGAUAGAGCCAAAGAAUUAAAAAAGAGAUCUGAGUCACUACAAAAGCUUCAAGAUGAGGAGAGCAGAGUUAAUGUUGAAGAGAUCAAGAGAUUACAAAGGGAGAUAAGGGUUUUACUUGAAAAGGAAGAUCUUAAAUGGAAACAAAGGGCCAAGAGAAAUUGGUAUGCUAUGGGGGAUAAAAAUACUAAGUUUUUUCAUGCCUGUGCAACACAGAGAAAAAGGAAAAACGUGAUGAAGCAAAUUAUGGAUGAGCAUAAGCAACUGUUUAAUAAUCAAGAAGACAUAGAGGGGGCUUUCAACAGAUACUUUAAGUCUUUGUUUGCUUCGACAAGGCUAAGUCCAAAAGAUAUUGCAGUGUGUGUGCAGCAGGUGGAGCCUUGA